Malania oleifera is the source of this 2455-nucleotide messenger RNA. RefSeq names its product serine/threonine protein phosphatase 2A 55 kDa regulatory subunit B beta isoform-like. The transcript is spliced from 14 exons. The record is from RefSeq and is a predicted model, not a curated record. Gene Ontology annotation, molecular function: protein phosphatase regulator activity; protein binding. Gene Ontology annotation, cellular component: cytosol; protein phosphatase type 2A complex. Bases 321 to 1874 code for a protein of 517 amino acids. Gene Ontology annotation, biological process: peptidyl-serine dephosphorylation. NCBI's taxonomy places the organism in Eukaryota, Viridiplantae, Streptophyta, Magnoliopsida, Santalales, Ximeniaceae.
GCAAAAGUCCGACGCAUCCCCUAACCUGUCAUUUUCUUCCGUUCUGAAUUUUUUCCUCCCAUUACCCCCGCGAAAAAAAAGAAAAAAGCACAGAGAGAGAGAGAGAGAGAGAGAGAGAGAGAGAGAGAGAACCGGGUGGAGAGGGUGCCGGUGCGUGCAAUCUCAUCGAUGCGCAAAGUUCUGAUGGAUGUAUUAGUGCUUGCAUUUUCCAUUGAGAUGGUUUCGAAUCUGCCAGAGUCGCAUGAGUUUGUGGAGCAGAUCGAUCACUGAUGCAUUGAGUUGGUCUGUUCUGGUUCAUUUAAUUGACAAUUCGGUCGGAAAUGAGCGCCGGGGAAGAAGAAGAAGUUGCGGUGGCUUCGUCGGGGUCGCCUCAGGCUCUGGAGUGGAAAUUCUCGCAGGUAUUUGGUGAACGGACGGCCGGGGAGGAAGUUCAGGAAGUUGAUAUUAUUUCAGCUAUUGAGUUCGAUAAAACUGGAGACCAUCUUGCGACUGGUGAUCGUGGGGGUCGAGUCGUUUUAUUUGAAAGAAUUGAUGCCAGGGAUCAGGGUGGGCAUAGAAGAGACUUGGAGAGAAGGGAUUAUUCAGUUAGUAGGCAUCCUGAGUUCCGUUACAAGACUGAGUUUCAGAGCCAUGAACCCGAGUUUGACUAUCUCAAGAGCUUAGAAAUUGAGGAGAAGAUCAACAAGAUUAGAUGGUGCCAGACAGCCAAUAGUGCCUUGUUUCUUCUCUCCACCAAUGACAAAACCAUUAAAUUUUGGAAGGUUCAAGAGAAGAAGGUCAAGAAAGUGUGUGACAUGAAUUUGGAACCUUCAGCAUCUUUGAGCAAUGGUUCUGUUGCAAGUUCAUGCACAUCAUCAAGCUCUAAGGCGUAUGUUGCGAACGGAGGGUGUAUUGAAAGACCCCUAAAUUAUUUGAGCAAUGACUUUUCAUUCCCAUUUGGAGGCAUCCCAUCCUUACAUUUGCCUGUGGUAGUUACAAGUCAGGAGACGAGCCUUGUGGCCAGAUGUCGAAGGAUAUAUGCUCAUGCUCAUGAUUAUCAUAUAAAUUCCAUUUCAAAUAACAGUGAUGGUGAAACUUUUAUCUCGGCUGAUGAUCUGCGAAUAAAUCUUUGGAACCUGGAAAUCAGCAAUCAAAGUUUCAAUAUAGUUGAUGUGAAGCCUGCAAACAUGGAGGAUCUAACUGAGGUGAUAACUUCCGCUGAAUUUCAUCCUAUACAUUGCAAUAUGCUAGCAUACAGUAGCUCAAAGGGCUCAAUACGCCUAAUUGAUCUGCGACAAUCUGCUUUAUGUGACUCUCAUUGCAAAUUGUUUGAGGAACAGGAGGUUGCUGGUUCAAGAUCAUUCUUCACAGAGAUAAUUGCCUCAAUUUCAGAUAUUAAGUUCGCAAAGGAUGGAAGACACAUACUUAGUCGAGAUUACAUGACUCUUAAGCUGUGGGACAUUAAUAUGGAUUCUGGCCCGGUUGCAACUUUCCAGGUUCAUGAGUACUUAAGACCUAAGCUGUGUGAUUUAUAUGAAAAUGAUUCGAUCUUUGAUAAGUUCGAGUGUUGUCUGAGUGGAGAUGGGCUGCGAGUGGGGACUGGUUCCUACAGCAAUCUCUUUCGUGUGUUUGGUUGUUCUGAGGGAAGUACAGAAGCAACAACUUUGGAAGCCAGCAAAAAUCCCAUGAGGAGACAAAUCCCGACCCCGUCAAGGCCAUCAAGAUCCUUGAGUUCACUUUCCCGUGUUGUCAGGCGAGGGGCAGAUAAUUCUGGAGUUGAUACAAAUGGAAAUGCUUUCGAUUUCUCAACAAAGUUGCUUCAUCUAGCAUGGCAUCCAGCUGAAAAUGCACUUGCCUGUGCUGCAUCAAACAGCCUGUACAUGUAUUAUGCAUGAAGAUGGUCAAUGAUUUUAUUAUAGCCUGGCAAGGAUCUUGUGGUUGAUUUUGGCUAUAAGGCUGCCUUGCCUUGACAACCAUGACGUAAAGAGCUGCAUCAGUUAUCUGAACAUUGGGCAAUUCAUUAGGGCUGUAGCAUUUCCUAAAAAAUCAGGGUGUUGCAGAUUUCUCAAGCUCGUAAUUUGCCUUUUUGCUUGCAGACGGGCAGCGCAUUUCUGAUUAUGUUCUUUCGUAAGAAAAGAUGCAGUUCGGUCCUAAUUGUGUUUUGUUUAGGUGGGAGAUAUUGUGAUUGUAGCUCUCCUACAAACCCAAACAAAGACUGCACACUUCACCAGUGCUGCUAGCUUUAAAGUCAAUUGGGUCUUUAAUCAAAAAUCCAGUGUGGAAGGAGCUGUUCAUCAAAUCUCAUUGUUGCCUCGGCGUUGAUAUUGUAUUAUUGACCCCAACAUUUUGAGGGCUUGUAAAAUUUCAUCUUUAUUAUUGCCAUCUUUCUUUCCCAGUCUUCCUUUCACAGCAUUUGUGAGGUUGAUAUGAUCUCCUUGGGAAUUGAAAUACAAGGCUCAACUCUUUUUUCUGUUCA